Messenger RNA from Nothobranchius furzeri (turquoise killifish), 10197 nucleotides. It is a transcript of the gene pdzrn3b, whose product is annotated as PDZ domain containing RING finger 3b. NCBI's taxonomy places the organism in Eukaryota, Metazoa, Chordata, Actinopteri, Cyprinodontiformes, Nothobranchiidae. The record is from RefSeq and is a predicted model, not a curated record. Gene Ontology annotation, molecular function: protein binding; ubiquitin protein ligase activity. Gene Ontology annotation, biological process: neuromuscular junction development; protein ubiquitination.
CAACACACAACACACACACACACACACACACACACAUGCCCCAGUGGUACAGUUGGGAGGACCUGGAGACUCAUUAAGCUCCUCCACACGUUUAGUUUCUACCUCUGCCUCGUUUAGCCCUCUGUGGGUCCUGUCUGUCUCCUGUCUCUGUCUUCACACCUUCUCUUAACGUCCCUCUUGUUAGCUCUCACUGCUGCUCGUUGCUCCGGUUUGCUCAUCUGGUAUCUUCAUUAACUCUGCAGAAUUACAGCUCCUUCCUCCUCUGACAGAUUUGAGGGCCGAUAUGAGUAAAAGGAAAUAGUCACGACCCAAAUCGGCUCCCCUGGAUCUUUUUUUGAGGCAGGCUGUGUUCCAAAUAUGUUAACAACUACUUUAUGGAAUUUCAGACAAAACUUGUUUUUGCACAAAUAUAUGUUCAGAUUGAAGUUUUCUCAAUCUAUGCUUGGUUUCACUUCCUAACUCAGGAAGAAUGAGUAAUGUAACUACUGUAAAAAUGGAUUUUCUUUGCCGCUUUGAAAUGUUUCUGUGUUGAAAUUAGAUCUGAUCCCAACUUUACUUGUUGUAUAGCUACCUUCUCUUCAACCUGUCAGAGCUGACAUCCCAGCUAGUCGGAAACCAACCAGGACCAAAGUUGCUGUUCGGACCGUAUUGAUUAGCUAAAAAUAUCUUGAAUGAAGGGACCCGACAACUAAAAACAAAUCCACAAUGGAUUCAAAUCUACACUGUAGCUACAGCUGCCCUGGGGCACCCUGACAGAGGCGGGGCUUCCAACCACCACCAGCAGGCAAAGGGGGCUAAGUGUCUUGCUCAAGGACACAAGAACCUGCAACCUUCCGAUUACUGGACAACCCGCUCUACAUCCUUUACAACUACGAGAACCUCCCAGAACCUAGCCUGGCAAGCCAGACUAAAUAAAUGUAUUAUUUAGUCUGGCCAUGCUCCAUUGACGGCUAUCGGUUGUGGGGCGGGUUCUACCGUUGUCUUUCAAAUGAUCUCCGCAUUCGAUUCCACUGGACGAUGAAUGUGACAUACUCUUGUUUCACUCUGUUGCAUCAUCCCACCCACCAGGCAUAUAGAGUGCCCUGAUUGGCCCACAAAGCGGAUAAAGCUCUGUGAUUUGUUCACUAAGCAGAUAGAGCACUAUGAUUGGCCCACCAUUAUGGACAAAUCACAGCUCUUUGUGUGUUUGAAACCCCUCUAGAGAGCUGUGAUUGGCUAGCCAGAGUCCUGGUAGGAGCUGCUGAGGUUCCAGUGGAGCAUGCCUAGACCAUUCUUUGCAAAGCAAGAAUUUGGUCUAGUUCACUAGGCUACCCAGAACCUCCUCUGCUCCCCAAUCAUGCACGCCAAGGUAACCAGACUGAAGGACAGUGUCAGCCAUUUCCAAAUGUAGGUAACUCCAAACAGAACCGCUCCUUAAAUGUAAAAUGUAAAUGACAAGCUGUUACGAUUCAUACUCUUCAUAAAGGACAUGAGCACCUGGGUACACACUGGUGGGAUUUAUCAUCGGACGAUUGCGGAGGAAAGUUCUUAUGAGAGGCCAACGCAUGUUUCAUAAAUCAGAAAUGUGACCGUUGCUACAAGCAUCCUGAAUUUCGGUCAUAGGAAGGAAUAUAGGAUUAUUUCUAUGAACGUCUGAUGAACGAGGGCCCUGGUGCUAUCAUAAAUAAUGUUAAUCAAUACCGUCUAAAGUCACAUUAGAGGCUUCUUCUCACGGAUUUAUAAAACUCAGCUUCAGCAGUUCUUCAGUCACCAUCUCAUUCCUGAUCCCUUCCUUCCUCCCGUCCUCCCCCAUCCUGCCGUCUGGACGGAGCAUUAAAGUCGUGCCUUGGACCCGGAUAUCAUGCUUUCAGCUAUUGUUAUCUCCCAGUCAUCAGUGUCCAGUUUCUUUGCAUGGUGCCACAUCGUCACCUUCUGCAGACGUUUACUCCACACCCUCUUAAGUCUGAUUUUUAAAGCCCCGCCUCUGCUCUGAUGACUGAGAGAUAAACGACUCCUGGUUUUGCCAUAUGGCAGGUUGAAAAUAGUGUUCAGGUUACAAACGUCUUCAUGGAUCUGAGUGAAUGCCACCAUAUGGACUCUAGACAAAGGGGGGUUAUGUGUGAUGAGCUCUGUUGCUUUUCUGUAAAGCACUGAAACAUGUUGAGAAUUGAGAAAAUGAGUGGUUGAAAAUACUACAUGUAAAAAUACUAAUUCUUUUAAGGGGAUUAAAGGGAUUAAAUGCCAAUCCUGCAUCCUUCAGAGGAUUGGAUCACAGAUCAGUUCGUCUCAUAAACUGUGCUCGUGCAGUUUUUCGAAAAACAACUUACUGUUUAUUCACCAGUGAGUAGGAAGGAGCCUACAGAGCUCUUUAGCAUUGCAGUAAACCUGUCGGAUAAGCUUCUCUGAGCUGAUGGUCCAUGAACAGAGUAAAUCUAAGUUUAGUAGCACAGUUCAUUAUUUCCUUUAUGGACGAGAAACUUAAGAACACCCAUUCAAACAGCUAAACACCAAGUUGUAAGGCUGCCUAGCUGUUUCUUGUAACGGAGUCAUCGGAUGGAUAACAUGAGCAAAAAAGAUACCAAGACCUUUAAAGGAAUGGAGGGUUUGUCUCUUGCUGCAGGACAGUGACCGGAUUCACACAGAAAACAAGAAAUAAACUUCUCAGGAAGAGCCACUAAUCUAAAUGCUGUUGAGAACCUAAUAAAAAGACAGAUGUGUUUGGAUAAAGUCACCAUGCAAGGUCAUUAGGCUUGUAAAAUGCUAUGAUGAGGACUUUAGUCAAAUUGUAUUUGUAAAAUAUUUGUGAUGUUUAUGCACAGUAACUUGAAAUUAAAGGCUCAUCCUUACUAUGUAAAAUGUUUUGGGUCAAACAGUGAAAAUAACAUCACGUACAACUAGGGCUGGGCAAGAAAUCGAAAAUGUAUCUUUGUCAAAAUUUCUAACUCUUGCAAUCGAGAACAUUUUUCCCGUGUCAAUAAAUCUGAUAAUUAAAAAAAAUGAGAAGAUGUGUGCAGGUUGGUAACAUUUAUGUCCCUUUUAGAAGUUGUACCACCUUGAGUCACAUAAAGAUAACGCAAAGUAACACACGUGACAGCCCCAUCUAGUGGACAACUUUUGUUUCUGUGCAUACCUGUAGUUAUCGUCCAUUUAUCGGUAUCGAGGUGGAAUCCUCAAAAUACCGUGAUAUUGAUUUUAGGAUGUAUCGCCCAGCCCUGCGUACAACCUUGAAGUCUCUCUGCAACCGUUCCGCUAUGACCAAACGAAGAUUUAGGUGUUUUGACCAUUUUGUGUUGGCUGAGAUUAGCUGUGGUUGAAUCUAGUUAACAUAAAAAAGUGAAAAAUUCAAAGUUUUCUGAGUUUGAUUACAAUUUGUGUAAAAUUAACUGUGGAUAUUAUAGUUUUGAUUUCCUGUGUAGUUUUUGUUUCAGCCAUUCGGAUGUUAAAUGACUUUUUUUUCCUUCGCUUUGGAAUUCACUGACAGACCAGCAAUACCAGUAUGUUGGAGCGAGUAUUUUAAAUGGGCAAAUAUUAGUGUGACUGUGAAUCGGAUUGUUUCAUUUAGGGGGAAUUAUUGGGAGGCUUUGCAAAAGAAUUGAAGGUGAGUCAUUAGUCUUAUAAAGACAGUGUAGCGGCAAUCACCACCUGAUCCCUCUGAGGCUCCCGUUGAAGUCAUGACUCUUAAAUGGGUCCAGUGGGAUGGAGACGCAAUGCGGGGCAGCCUCUAUGAAUAUGAAUGACCCAGCUGGGCCACAGAUCAAAAGCUCUGGCUCCCGAACACUGAAAGCACCAUGCUGGUAAUUGGGAUGGGACGUGGUAACCUCUGGCCAUCUUCUCGCCACAAACCCAAAUGUUGAUAUUUGUUAUGACAAACAGAAUAGUGUUAUCGCUUGGUCUCGGUCCCACUGAGACAGCAGCUCAUGGUGGUGUCAUGUCCAGGGCAGGAACAGAUUAAAGCUGACAUGUCCCUCUGAGGGAAUCCACUGAUCAAAACACAGAACCGUGAUGUCAGACUGAGUAGCAGCUUUCACUCUCCUGGACAGAUGUUGACACAAAGAACCUGCUGCCGGCGUCUGAACCGGUUUGGAGUCAUUUCUGUGUUUUCAUUCAUAUGCACGCGUUUCCUGCUACAGCUGCUGUGACCUUUGGUGCGGUUGUUCAUAUUGGAGCGCUGCUGCUGCGCUGACUGGGUGAAUGGGAUAAUCUAAGUGUGAAAGAAAGAUUAGCCAGGCAAGAGCACAGGCUUAAACUCUCCACUGAUCCCAGCCCCAGGCACAACAGUGCAGCUAAUGUGAACAGAGAAUUAGUUUUCAUGCUUCUCUGGAUAAAAGUCGGAGCCUUUCGGACCCAGACGAGCAAAGCCCACUGUGAUAAUGAGUGAUUGUUAAUUUCACACGGAUACCUCCGGUGUUCGCCUCGGGCAGCAGUGGGUCUUCUUCUGCUGUGUGGAUCUCAGUUAAAAUCUGUCCUAGCAGAGUUUCCAAUAGUCUGCCAUUUUAAUGUGGGAAAAAACAGGUGAAGAUUUCUGUUUUAAAACCCAAAUACAACCACAUGAAGCAAAAGUAGAAAAAGGUCGAUUAUAAGCCAGUAUUUCAGCAGGGUGCGAUGUUUCCCAAGUUUGAGAUGAAAUUGCAAGAAAAUCUGCUCAUUCUCAAUUGGGAUUAUGUUUAAUCUAUGCAUAAAACACUUGGGAUUCAAUGAAAUGUUUAAAAUGUUCUUUCUGAAUGUCUUCUUGAGGGUUUUAGACUCUUGCUUUACUGUUUUUCAGUUUUACUUCGAGUAAAGUAGCAAAGUCGUCACAGGCAUCAGGAACUCUUUUCUAUUCAGAAAAUUCAAAAUGCAGUACAGUUCUGGAAGAGUGUGUCUGACAAACCCUGGAUGAAAUCAGGAAGUGACCUAAGCUGUUGAGCUGCAUGACAACAAUCAGUUUCAAGAUGCUGCAGCUGCAGUUAAACACAAAAUCACAAGUCGGCUUUAUUGUCCUUCCUUUCAGAAGUAAUUCAUUUGGCUGCUUGCCUAAUGCUUUAACUCACCUCGUCACAACACUCUCUGUUUUUACAGUACAAGCUAUCGUUUCCAUUCCUGUGUGAUUCCAAAUGAGAAUGUGUCACCCAACUCCUCUCAGCUUACUGUAGAGCCCUGUGAAAUACUGGUCUGGUCACAAAUUAGUAGCACCCUGAAAUUGUGAUUGAUGGUCUUGGCUCAUUUCUUGUACUUUGUCACUCUCUGAGACCAAAUCAAGCAGCACUGACAUCAGAGCAUGUGAAAACCGUUGAGAACAUUUGAGGCAUUUUGAAAACUCUUGCAUACUUCAUUCGUUAUUUGUCAUCAGCUGCUGCAGCCCAGUGAAAUACCGGCUUUAUGCCUAGUCCACACGUAGCCGGGUUUUUAAAAAAAACGAAUAUCCGCCCCUCCAAAAACUUGCAUCCACACCACCUCGUUUUAAAACAAAACUCUGUCCACACGUACCCGGAUAAAUACGUUGUUAAGGAUAUGCCAGACCUGUAGGCGGCAGUACUUCCCCGUUCUUAACCUCGUCCUUCGUCUGUGGUCUUCCGCAAGGAGCAGUAAUUCCGCUUGCAAAAACAAACAAGCAAAAAGCGCUUGGACAAUUGAUAAAGCGAGUGCAGCUCUGAGGGCAUCCAUGAUGCCGGCUAGUGUAAACACAGGUCGCACAUGUGAUGUCAGCAUUUUUUUGUCGCGGAAAGUGACGCUGCGGACCUUACAACUCCGGUUUUGUCUGUCCACACGCAGACACCCAAAACAGAGAAAACGCAGAUCUUCACUUUGGCCGUAGUUUUUAAAAAGAUCCGUUUUCGUGUGAAAAAACUCCGUUUUCGUGUGGAUGACAGGCCAAAACGUAGAAAAAUAUCUACGUUUUGGCAGAUCCCCGACUACGUGUGGACAGGGCCUUAGUCACCUGAAAAAGUCAAGUUUAACAGGAGGGAUAAAAUAUGCAGUUCACUCUCCAAGCGGGAGCCUUUUGUGAUUUGUGAUGUUUGAAGAAAAAACAUGAAAAUGUCAUUGCAUUUGAAUAGAAACCAUUGUACUUGUAGCACUGCUGGUUCUGAGUAGUUCUGGAGGUGCAGAUAGAUACGGAUCAGAGGACACAUCUGGCUGCAGGAAAUAUCACUAUCACCAGCAUCUUUAGGGUUUCUCCCACAGGACCAACCCCUCCACUCCAAGUCCUGCUGUGAAAUCGAUCCAAGUGUGGGGUUUAGCACGAGACUUAACCAAAACAAUUCAGUGGAUCUCACGUAAGAAGUGCAUCAAAUUGUGAAACGGUGAAAACAUACGUCUUGUUUUAUCACUUCAUCUCUGCUUAGUUAAGAAACCUGAAAGCCUUUGUUGAUCUUUCAUCUUUUACUGAUGGAUCUUCAGUUCUGCAAGCAGACGAUGCCAGAUCGGGUUUAUGGAGCUAGUGUUGGUGCACGGACGGACCCGGAGAGCCGGAUGUGGCUGCGCUGUAGACACCCCGCUGGGUAAAUUGUCUGUCUGCACAGCAGAAAGCCAGCAUAAAUGUUUAUCUGGUUUACUUGUUCCCACUGUGUGUUUUUGGGCAGGAACAUGUUUCUGAUGGAUUAGCAUACCAGAGAUCACCUAGUGCUAAUUUAACUAGUGAAAGCUGCAGAGUUUUGCAUGCUGCUCUUUAUUUGUCAUCAGAGAUGGACGCUUCUUUGAAUUUCAAAUUAAAAGUCUGUAACAGACGAGUUUCUGGAGGCCGUCAGGAGGAACAUAAUUGUCUCGUCAUGAAACCAAAAUCCUUUAUGUAACUCGCCGUGUUUCCACAUCUAAUGAUGCUCAUUAAUUAAGUAGGCUUCAUCCCUCCCUUUGUAAGUCCCAUUCAUGAGUAAGCCCCCCCCACCCCACCCCCUCCUCAGUCAUGAAUAAUCAAUGAGCAGCUGUUUAUUAAACAUGAAGGGGUGUAUAUAACAGGGAUCUGGCAGCGACCUCCAAAAGCUCAGCAGUGGGCUGCAGAGUGGCGGAGAGGGAGGGAGCGAGCGUGCGAGGCAAGGAGGAAGGAGGGGGGCCAUCGAGCUGAGAUACGGACACGAGCUGGGGGGAGUCAGUCCCAGCAGCUAAAGUCGUCUCGCAGCUGUGGAAGAAAGGCUCAGAGAGCUGCUGUUGUGUCCUGUUCCAGAGGCUGGAGGGAGAUCCUGGAUGGUUUCAUCUCCACCACCAUGGGAUGCAGCCUCUGUUCCCUACGGAAGCCUGAGCAGCAAUUUAAACUACUCUAUGAAGUCUGCCAGGUUAACGGUAAGGAUCUGUCAAAGGCCACCCAUGAACAGGCUGUGGAGGCGUUCCGCACCGCCAAGGACCCCAUCGUGGUCCAGGUUCUGCGUCGGGCCCCGCAUCCCAAACUGGUCAGCCCCGUGGCAGACACCCAGGUGUCAGACAUCAGCACUCAGACCGACAUCACUCUCCAGCACAUCAUGGCCCUGGCCAAGCUGCCUCCCACCUCACCACCGAUGACGGAGCUAGAGGAGUUUCUGCUGCCGGAGGAACAUUCUCCUGGACAUGCCUAUUUUGACCCCAAUGACUUCCUAGAGGGCAUUCAACAGGACAUUGAGCGUGAGGGGCUGGAAUAUGAGGAGGUGGAUCUGUACCGAGCCAACGUCCAGGACAAACUCGGCCUGACCAUCUGUUACAGGACGGAUGAUGAAGACGAGGCUGGGAUCUACAUUAGUGAGAUUGAGCCCAACAGCAUCGCUGCAAAGGAUGGCCGAAUCAGAGAAGGAGAUAAAAUCAUACAGAUAAAUGGUGUUGAGAUCCAAAAUCGGGAGGACGCUGUGGUGCUUCUGACCAGUGAGGGCAACCAGAACAUCUCUCUGUUGGUGGCCAGACCAGAGAUCCAGCUGGACGACAGCUGGAUGGACGAUGACAGGAACGACUUCCUGGAUGAUCUCCACAUGGACAUGCUGGAGCAGCAGCACCAUCAGGCUAUGCAGUUCACAGCCAGCAUGCUGGAGCAGAAGAAGCACGAGGAGGACGGAGGUACCACAGACACCGCCACGUUGCUUUCCAACCACCAUGAGAAGGACAGUGGGGUUGGACGCACAGACGAGAGCAUACGCAACGACGAGAGCUCCGAGCAGGAGAACCUCGCCGAUGAUCAGACGACCACAGCCUCCAACACACUGGGCAGCUGCAGAAAGCUGACCUACAGCCAGGACACGCUCGGCAGCACCGACCUGCCCUUCAGCAGCGAGUCCUUCAUCUCAGCAGACUACACCGACGCAGACUUCCUGGGCAUCCCGGUGGACGAAUGUGAACGCUUCAGAGAACUGCUGGAACUGAAGUGUCAGAUGGGGAUCAGUGGAGCUCAGGGUCUGUACAGCCAUGGAGCCGGUGCGGAGGAAGGGGUGGACAAGGAGCUGGAGCUGCUUAACGAGGAGCUGCGCUGUAUUGAGCUGGAGUGUCGCAACAUCGUUCGAGCUCACAAGAUGCAACAGCUGAGGGAGCAGUGCCGAGAGUCAUGGAUGCUCCACAAUAGCGGCUUCCGCAACUACAACACCAGCAUAGAUGCUAGGCGCCAUGAGCUUUCAGACAUCACAGAGCUGCCUGAGAAGUCUGACAAGGACAGCUCCAGCGCAUACAACACCGGAGAGAGCUGCCGUAGCACUCCUCUCACCCUGGAGUUGUCUCCAGAUAACUCCCUCCGUCGAGGAGUGGAGAAUGCAGGCCCAGGUGGACCAUCCAGCAACUCUGUCGGCAAGAUGCUGAAACCUCUCUUGUCCCCUGUCCAGGAGGCCAGUGUGCCCAGCAGGAGCAGAAGCUCCUCUAAGGACCCUGAUGGAGCUCUGCAGUCCGAGAGCAGAGAGAGAAAGCUGGGAGAGCCAAGUAAGAACGGGCGCAGCUUUUCCCAACCCCGUUCUCCUUACAAGCAUGCUCACAUCCCCGCCCAUGCCCAGCACUACCAAAGCUAUAUGCAGCUGAUCCAACAGAAGUCAGCCGUGGAGUACGCCCAGAGCCAAAUGAGCCUGGUCAGCAUGUGCCGAGAUCCCAUCAGCCCCAGCGACCUGGAGCCCAAGAUGGAGUGGAAAGUCAAGAUCCGCAGCGACGGCACGAGAUACAUCACCAAGCGGCCCGUUCGGGACAAGCUGCUGAGGGAGCGCGCCAUACGGAUCCACGAGGAGCGCAGUGGCAUGACCACAGACGAUGACGCCAUCAGCGAGCUGAAGAUGGGCCGCUACUGGAGCAAGGAGGAGAGGAAGCAGCACGCGGUGCGUGCCAAGGAGCAGAAGCAGCGCCGUGAGUUCAUGAAGCAGAGCCGGGCCGACUGUCUGAAGGACCAGCCCGGCACCGAGGACAAGAAAGAGCCUAACAUCAUUGAACUCAGCCAUAAAAAAAUGAUGAAAAAGAGGAACAAGAAAAUAUUUGAUAACUGGAUGACCAUCCAGGAACUGCUGACCCACGGUACCAAGUCACCGGAUGGCACGAGGGUUUACAACUCCCUGCUGUCGGUGACCACGGUGUGAGCCGUGAGGAGUGGAGCCAGCUCCUUGACACACUUUCUGUGUAAAUAAAGCGUUUUUGGACAAACCUUUUCCACGGCUCCAUCAGAAGAGGACUCAACUUUGUAUAUUGAUCCUUUUUAAAACCGUUUUCAGUCUUUUUUUUUUUUUUACCUUUUGAGCUUUUGAAUAGUUUUGGAAACAACAAAAACACAACAGUUGACUUUAUGGGAAUGUUUGCGAGUGUGUAACGAACGUCUGCCAAACUUUAACAGCCAGCAUUUACACUAUUUACAUUAUUCUGUUUGUACUAUAUAAAUAUCUUUAUAUAUGUGUGUAUGUAUCUCUUGUCAGUAUUUUACAGUUACACAUACUUUAUGUUUUUGUGUAAACAAUGAUUUUUUUCCCAGAAAGGCAGAGCACAACAUAUUUUGUAAACUGAAAAAGGCUAAUUUUGUAUGAAACGAUCAGGUUUAUUGUUGUAAAUCCUCCUGAACGGUGCUGAUCUCCCAAAGUUAAACACCACCAGCGAUGUUUCGUCUGUUUUCCUGUGCAGCAAUCAUGGCGUGGUAUCCCUGUGUAUGUUUGAACAUUCACAGAAAAAUGUUCCGCACGCUGAAGCGUUUUUGUUUGGACACUCCUGUAGUUGCGUUUGCUUUCGUAGAAUUUCCUGUAUUAAGCAGAAAACCAGCUUAACAAAUCUUUAGUUAGCCCACGAUUUGUCUUGUAAAAUGAGAGGCAUAAUAAAUUAUUGUUUUAUAUAUGA